This is a messenger RNA of Cinara cedri, 1658 nucleotides long. NCBI's taxonomy places the organism in Eukaryota, Metazoa, Arthropoda, Insecta, Hemiptera, Aphididae. The record is from the annotation of a GenBank genome assembly.
AAGGUAAUAAAAUGACAACAGGUAAAGAUCUUGAGCAGAAAUUUAAAAAAGUUUUUAGACAUUCUUCUAACCCAUUUCCAGAAAAUUUCUCGCUAGAGGACAAAGCUCAUUACCUUAAGGAAGGAAAUAAUAUGCUAGCAGCACAAGCUGCAGCGCAGAGAGAGGCUAACAUUGAGAGUAAGGUCAGUAACAUUGCAGAGGCAAAUAAGGAAAUAGCAAGAAGGAAAGCAGCUCUUGCUGAAGAAGCACGCGAAAAUAUGGCAAUACUCGAUAAACGACUGGAGGAAUCCAAUAAACGAGCAAAAGCUCCGAGUUUAUCAAAUAAUCCAGCAAAGAAUGCUUCUGUAGCACAAGAGCAACCAGGAAAGAAUGGUACUCCUGCAAAAGAGGUUGCUCAAAAAGUAGAUAAUGCUGCAGUUAAUGCUAAUCUUCCAAAAAAAAGUCAAGCUCAAGGAAAUAAAGCUCUUGACCAAAGCCAAGAAGAUCGUACUAAACAACGAAAAGUUCUUACGAAACAGGCGAAUCAAGUAGCAAGUAAUCUCUAUGACGCGAGCAAUGUUCUUGAUCGAGUCCAAGAAGCUCGUACUGGAAAAGCACGCUUAAAUCCAGAGGAACACAAAGAACAACAAGCACAAGCUCCUGGUUUGUCUAAUAAUACAGAUAAAAGCAAAAUAGAAGGUAGGAAAGAAGCUAGUGCUAAAAAUUUACAACAAGCACUAAAAGAAAUAGAUAUACUCAAUAAAACAAUAGAAGUUACUGAGCAAAACAAAAAAGCUCUUGAAAAAAUGGUAUACAAAGAACUAGAGGUAAUGGAUAAACAACAAUCUACGGAUUUGUCUAAUAAUACAGAUAAAAGCAAAAUAGAAGGUAGGAAAGAAGCUAGUGCUAAAAAUUUGCAACAAGCACUAAGCAACAUAGAUAUACUCAAUAAAACAAUAGAAGUUACUGAGCAAAACAAAAAAGCUCUUGAAAAAAUGGUAUACAAAGAACUAGAGGUAAUGGAUAAACAACAAGCAAAAGCUCCGGAUUUAUUGAAGAAUUUAGGUAAAACAGAAUCUCAAGAAAGCCCAAAAGAAGGUAAGGGGUUGUUCAGUAAAGUGAUUCAAGGAGCGAUUCAAAUUGUAACAAGAAUGUUCAGGAAUGUGCUACCAGAAGAGAUUAACGAUUAUAGAGCUGAGAAUAAAGAUCAUAGUGUAGCUGCUCAAAUUGUUCAUGGUGACAACACCAUUACUUAUAAUACUUCCUUUAUGCAUAUAAAUAAACGGGAAUUUAAACUAGAACCAGGAAAAGACUUUCAUUAUCAGAGUGAGGGUGUUGAUAUCCGUAUUACAUACAAUACACAGCACACUGUUCCAGGUGCGAUGAAUCUUAACAUCAAUGGUACAGAGUAUAAUAUUCAACCUGGUAAAUUCGCGAGAUAUAGAAAUCAUGGGUUGGAAGUUGAUGUGGUACACGUCCGCCAACAGGGUAUGGAUAUAAAUCAGAGUCAAGAGGUAGCCGGAAAAGAUGUCAAAACACAACAAGCAUUAGAAAUUUCUAAUAUAAAAGCAAAAACACCAAAACCUAGUAAAAUUCUAGAAAAUAUAAAAGUAGGAAAUUUAACACCUGCUAACACUCCUCAUGUUCCAAAAAGUUCAUGGCGUGGUACUGUAGUUUAA